AUUCAUAGACAACCACGUACUCUAGACUCCUAGACUACUAGACACACUCCCCGGUUUUUUUACUUGCGAACUUUUGGCAUCUUGUUCUUUUUCCCCAUUCACUCACUGUCUCGCUCCCAAGCAAAGCACAUUCACACCAAUCCUACAUAUACGAAUUACACACAUCCCCUGUUUGCCUGCCAAUUCAGAUCUCAAGCUUCCUCAAUUCGGUUGUUGAAGAAAUUCAAUCACUGCCAUCACCGUGACAAAAGAUUCUGUAUAAUACAAAUAUAUAUUUUAUGAUAAAGGUAUGUAACCCAAGAGAAGCCGUACAAUGGCAACAGAUACUGAUCAUCGUGCAUAUUGUGGCCACUUGAGACAUCCAUCGAGCUUUAGUUCAGACCCUCAGUAUGAGAUUCAGGAUGUGUCUAUCUCGGAACUUGUAAAUCAUGGUUCAAUAUCUUUUGGAAGAUUUGCUGCAGAAACGCUUGAUUGGGAAAAACGGUCAGUUUUUUCCAACAACAGAUAUCAGGAUGAAUUGGAGAAGUUUAAAGCCCCGGGCAUAGUUGCACAGAAGAAGGCCUACUUUGAAGAAUAUUAUCGGAAGAUUAGAGCUGCAAAGAAGUCGCAAACAGAGGAGCAAGAAAUCAGUCAGCCAGAUCCAUGUGAAGACAAACUUUCCUGUACUUCUCAAGCGCAGAAUACUGCUGAGAUUUGCAACUCAAAUGAUGUAAAGAAUUCAGAUAGUACUUCCCAAAUUACAGUUUUAGUGGAGAAGAUGAAUGAACAGCAACACAUAGCACCAGAAUCUAACAAGGGAAACUCAUUAGUUACUGGGAAACAAAAAGUCAACUUCAAAGAUGAUGUAGUAAAGAAGGUGCAGCAAAGUAACAAUACGUUGGAUUCAUCAGGACUUAAAUGCCUAAAGAAGGCCGUCAAGUUUCCUGCUUCAUCACAAAAAACGUGUUACACAUCCUCCCUCCCAAACAAAGUUGUCUCAGUUAGCCUAAAUGCUAAAAAACUGAAGGCUCGUACUCUGCUUUCUGAAGUCAAGGGGCCUGUUCCUCUAGCUAAAGAGGAGACAAUGUUAAACAACAUGGCAAGGAGAAAUGCAGCUAAGCUACCUGAGAAGGGAAACCCAUUAAGUGGUGGUGAUGGAAGUGUAAAUGGCAGCAGGAGAUUAGUAAUGGCUGAAAAGACUUCUCAUUUGCUACAAAGAAGUGUGAAGUGUAAGAAUCUAGCGGUUCAUAAAAGUUCUUCUAGAGUUCAGUCCAGCACUGAAGUAUCACAACCUGCUGUGUCAAGACAUAUUCCAACAACUUGUUUAAAUACCAAAAUUAACUCGGAUAAAUCAAAUUUAAAUUUUGGCUCCAGGAGCAAGAGUUCUUCAAGGCAUGCGAAUGUGACAAGUAAAGUGAAUAAUAUGUCUAGGGAAAGGUCCUCUGCUCGUAUUGCUGGGAAAACUUCAGAGUCAAGCAGCAGGGGCAUGACGUGGAGAAGUGGACAAUCUGAGAACCAGAAACCAAAAAUCAUAUCUAUAAACCGUCAGACAGAAACAAAUCCGAACAUCAGAGUAGGAACACAGAUAAAGGUAACUCGCGCAGUUGAUGGAAGAGUUCCAAAAACUGCUACAACUACCCCAUGCAAUGCUAACAAGGCGACAAGUUCCACAGCGGAGAAGAAGGUCAUGGCUCGUACUAACUUUCAGUUAGGUGCUCCCACAAGUGGUAGAAGGGAACAAAGGAACAAGCUGCCAAGCUGGCGAUGAAAGGUGGUCACUUGGGAAGACAGUAUGAUCGGAAUUAGAUGUCCAGAGUCACUUGCUAACAUCAAUAAAUCUGACAUGACAAAGAAUAAUGGAAGCAGAAGUCGGAGUAAUAGGCACCAACAGUUAUAAUUGUGUGUAUUUACUAUUUAGAGGCAUCGGCAGCAACUAUAGAUGUAUUAGUAAUAGGCGUCAAAGAACAAAACAGCUAAAUCGUAUGUCAGAUUACCUCUGAAGGAAUAGUUGUGUAAUGACAUGUUAACCAACACAAAGUAAUAUUAGUAUAUCUGGUCAAGCAAAUACUCGUCUGAGACGGCUCAUGUCUAAAGAUUGAUAUUCUAAAGCAUCUGUUUUCCGAUCCA
Molecule: messenger RNA, 2106 nt
Organism: Daucus carota subsp. sativus
Lineage: Eukaryota; Viridiplantae; Streptophyta; Magnoliopsida; Apiales; Apiaceae
Product: protein WVD2-like 7
Exons: 9
Coding region: 314-1747 (477 amino acids)
Source: RefSeq, a predicted model, not a curated record